Molecule: messenger RNA, 2906 nt
Organism: Sarcophilus harrisii (Tasmanian devil)
Lineage: Eukaryota; Metazoa; Chordata; Mammalia; Dasyuromorphia; Dasyuridae
Gene: SRSF7
Product: serine and arginine rich splicing factor 7
Exons: 8
Coding region: 46-915 (289 amino acids)
Biological process (GO): mRNA splicing, via spliceosome
Cellular component (GO): nuclear speck
Molecular function (GO): RNA binding; zinc ion binding
Source: RefSeq, a predicted model, not a curated record
GCGACCGUUUCCGCCCCGCGCCUUUGUGCUGCGCGUGAUGACGAAAUGACGCAUGCGUACGGCCAAGGAGGAGGAGCCCGGGUAUAUAAAUUCAACCCCGGAGCACUCUACCCGGGAGUUGCUCGAACCGCCGAGUGGAGGUUGGCGACACCUCGACCCAGGCUAGAUUCCUGCGGAGUGCCGCGAGCUCCAAGGCCGGACACCAUGUCGCGUUAUGGGCGGUAUGGAGGAGAGACCAAAGUGUAUGUUGGCAACCUGGGAACUGGUGCCGGCAAAGGAGAAUUAGAAAGAGCUUUUAGUUACUAUGGUCCCUUAAGAACAGUUUGGAUUGCCAGAAACCCUCCAGGAUUUGCUUUUGUGGAAUUCGAAGAUCCGAGAGAUGCGGAGGAUGCAGUUCGAGGACUUGAUGGAAAAGUGAUUUGUGGCUCUCGGGUAAGAGUUGAAUUGUCAACAGGAAUGCCCAGAAGAUCUAGAUAUGACAGACCACCUGCACGACGACCAUUUGAUCCUAAUGAUAGAUGUUAUGAGUGUGGGGAGAAAGGUCAUUAUGCUUAUGAUUGUCAUCGCUACAGUCGCCGAAGGAGAAGCAGGUCACGGUCUCGAUCUCACUCAAGGUCCAGAGGAAGGAGAUACUCUCGCUCGCGAAGCAGGAGUCGUGGUAGGAGGUCAAGGUCUGCAUCUCCUCGAAGGUCAAGAUCUGCAUCUCUUCGUAGAUCUAGGUCUGCUUCAAUCCGAUCUCGAUCUGGUUCUUUAAAAAGAUCGAGGUAUUUCCAAUCAUCCCGCUCAAGGUCCAGAUCCAGGUCUCUUUCAAGGCCAAGAAGCAGCCGAUCAAAAUCUAGAUCACCAUCUCCAAAGAGAAGCCGGUCACCUUCUGGAAGUCCUCGUAGGAGUGCAAGUCCUGAAAGAAUGGACUGAAAUGAAAAGAAAAAAAUUAACCUUUUAGGAAGAAAGUUAUUUUGUUUACAUUAUUAUAAGGGAUUUUGUGAUGUUUGUUCAAUGUAAGUGUAACCUAGAAGGCUAUUUGAACCAUCUAAUAAUCAGAAAGGGUCUGGAUAUUUUAAGAGCUCUGUAAAUUUACAUCAGUAGAGUAGUGUAAAUUUUUUUUUUUUUUUUUUUUUUUUUUUUGUUGUAUGUAUUAACAUCUUAUGAUCUGAAAAUGGGAUUUUUUUUUAUUGGCACAUUUAAGAAUAAAAAUGUGUUUCUAACUAGUCUUCUGAUUUGUGGUCACUACUGUUAAUAUUUAGCUUGGGCAAGUCUCAAGCCUAGAGAGCUUGUUAGGCCUUUUCAGGGUCAGUAUCUGGAUGUGGCUAGAAGGUGAUAAAAGGUCGAGUUGAAUGCACUCAUGAAAUCUUUCAUACAUUUGGAUAGUUUCUUAACUGUCAUUUGGGGCAUUGAAAACCUGUCUUUUCAUAGUAGAUAAAUUUGGAGUAGUUAUGUUUUAGAGAGUUUAAAAAAAUCUUAAUUUUUCUUUUUCAUAACUGCCCGUUGUCUGUGGCAGACUCAAAAGUUAAAUGCCCUAUGAACUAAUCACCACCAAGGGACCAUAUUCAUUACAUGAAGUUGGCGUAGCAAUUAGAGCUUAAUAUAAAUUUUGGGCAGUGCUUGAAGGGUCCAUGACAAAUAAUAUAUAAUAGCACAAAUUUUACUUUUGGGAGACAACUAACUCUAUUGUGUGGUAACUAAAAUUAAUGCAAUAAGCAUUAUAGGCAACUUGUCAUCAGAUAGUACUAAUGAGUGUUGAUAAGGUCAGCAUUUGGGAAUAUAUUGCUCACUACUGUGCAAUUGUUUUUUUAGUAAUAUAUACAUUUUAGUAUUAAGUUAAAUUGUUUGAAGAUGCCAAAAAUGAGUGCAUGUUGUUUAUUUUUUUCUUUUUAAAGAAUUGCUUGGAUUGAGGACAAAGACAAAUGUAAACCAGCUUUGCAAAAUUGUCAUUUUCCCAGCCAAAGCACCUUUCCCAUCUUCUGAGUCUUUAAAAUUCUGCUCCAACCUUCAUCCCACCUAAUACCCCAAAGAUGGGGCAGUUUUUGCCAGGCUGGUGCAAAGUUUUUAAAUUUGUUGAUUAUAACAAACUAAAAUGUUGUUUGUACGCCAACAGUACAUUUACAUUGUUAGGUUUUGGUUUGCCUCAUAUCACUUGAUGAACUUAAAAUUUUUAAUAAAGACUAAUAACGUUCCCCAUACCUUAAAAUAGUAUUAGAAUAUCAUUUCACCAAAAGGCAUAAAUGAUCUGUUUGAAGAUAUUUGUUUUGCUGCCAGUCAUUCUAGCUUUGGUACAAAAAAGCUUAACUUUCAAGGGCCAUGUUUUUCCAGUGUAUCUGGUACUGAUUUCUGCCAUAAGUUUAAAAAUAUAUCAGGUAGUAAUAGUAAUUUGGCCACAAAUGAGUUUAUUUGAUAAUUUUUGAAUGCUUUGACAUACCUAAGAGCCAUUUUUUUUUAUAUGCUAAGGUUAUUUGAAGAAACCUUUUUGUUAAGGGAUUUGAAUAUUGAAUGAGCAGUAUGAUUUAUUUGGUAUAGAAACCACCUCACAGUGUACAGGUUUAUCUGUUGCAUUAUCAGCUUUAACUGUUCUGUACUAUAUUAAGGCAAAUUUACUCUACAAUAAAUCUGCAGAGAUUAAAAACAAACUAGUACUGUGUUCUUUAUGAAUUUUUAAUGAUGGGGUUUAUUUGGAAACCCAACUAUGAAAAUUAAUCCAUGAGAUUUAGUAUACUAACUUUUUAGGUAAUAUUUUUCUGAUGUGAGAAUAAAAAGACUUAGUUGGCUACUGGUUUCCAAAUGGAUGUGACCACAAAAUUGGAGACUGGGAGUUGGUGAAGUUAGUAUUUAUUGUAUCAUUGUAUUAUAGAUUUAACUGUACAUACUGCUAUGCUUUAAGCUUUCCAAUUAAACUUUGAUUGUUUUCCAAA